AUGUCUAUCCUCUGUAUUGCUCGUGUAGAUCAGUCGGAGCGAGGGGUACUUCAGAGCUGCGGGAAAUUCUCAAGGAUCCUUGAUCCUGGUUUGAGCUGCAUCUACUGGCCAUGGCAGGCUGUGAGCAAAGUAAGCAUGAAGGUCGUAACGCAGAUUGAUGUGAAAACAAUGACCAAGACUAGGGACAACGUCACGGUCACAGUCACUUGUGCAGUUCAGUAUGCCGUUAACCCACAAGAGUGUGAGAAAUUCUACUUCAAACUGCGCGAUCCGCACAAGCAGAUAUCUGCGUUUGUGGAUGACUGUAUUAGGUCGCACAUCCCCUCGAUGAGUUUAGACGAAGCCUUUGAGGCGAAGGAGACUCUUGUAGAUGCGGUCAAGAACAAGCUGCAUGAGUCGAUGAGAGCCUACGGGAUCAUCGUUCAUCAGGCUCUUGUAACGGACAUGAAGCUGGAGCAGAGCAUUAUGAUGGCCAUGAACACGAUCAACGCUGCUCGUCGGAAUCGGGAGGCGGCGAUAGAAAUAGCUGAGGGCAACAAGAUACUUCAGGUGCGAGCUGCAGAGGCUGACGCAGAUGCGAAGUACCUCAGUGGGAAAGGGAUAGCAUUGAUGAGGGAAGCAAUCUCAAAUGGGUUCAAGAACAGCAUUGAAUCGAUGAAGUCCAGGUGUUGUGGGCUUGAACCGAGUGAAGUGGUGGAGAUGAUGCUUGUCACGCAGUAUAUGGACAUCUUGAAGGACUUUGCUCGUUCUGGUGUGAUCGUUGAAGUUACUUGA
Guillardia theta CCMP2712 is the source of this 774-nucleotide messenger RNA. RefSeq lists its product as hypothetical. The record is from RefSeq and is a predicted model, not a curated record. Bases 1 to 774 code for a protein of 257 amino acids. Lineage: Eukaryota; Cryptophyceae; Pyrenomonadales; Geminigeraceae. Gene Ontology annotation, cellular component: membrane. The transcript is spliced from 3 exons.